Messenger RNA from Miscanthus lutarioriparius, 2169 nucleotides. The record is from the annotation of a GenBank genome assembly. Lineage: Eukaryota; Viridiplantae; Streptophyta; Magnoliopsida; Poales; Poaceae.
AUGGCAGGGUAUGGGCAGAAGGUAGUCCAGCUUUGGAACGAUUGGCAGCUCACCGCAGCGGUGCUGUUUAGCAUCUCCCUGCAUCUCCUCCUCCUGUGCACCGGCGGCCUCCGGAGACGCAGCCGGCCCAGGUCGUGGAGCAAGAAGUACUACUGGGUUCUUUACAUCGGAUCGAGGUGGAUAGCCCCUUACGCCCUCGGCAUCCUCUCUCGCGCUUCCAAGGGCAGCCCCGACGCCGACAUCCAAGCGUUCUGGGCGGCCUUCCUCCUGUUCCACCUGGGAGGCGUCGAUGAUUUCACCGCCCUGUCCCUGGAGGACAACAAGCUCUGGGACCGGCGCGCCUUGGAGCUGACCAUACAUGCGGUUAUCACCGGAUAUGUGUUCUUCCGCUACUUCCUGGACCCCUCGUUCGGGCGCUUCAUCGUGCCUUUUGUGCUCAUCUACUUGGCCGGAGCGGUGAAGUACGCGGAGCAGGUCUUUGCGCUGAGGAGAGCAACCAUGAAGAAGCUCAUACAGUCGGUGCUCGGGAAUCCUGAUGCUGGCCCAGACUACGACGACUUCAUGGAUCGAGUGGACGGGAUCUUGAGAUCAGGUGUCCUGCCGUCCUUCACCAUCAGCAGCGACAACGUUGACCGGCCAAACGCAGGUCCGUCUACGUCUAACGCCGACGCUCCGGUGGCUAUGGAAGUAGGCUACAAACAAUUGCAAACGCCCAAGCAGGCUAUGGAAAUCAUCCGCUCGGCGCACUCUCUGUUCAAGAAGUUUAAGGUACUCUUCGCUGAUGGUAUCUUCAGCUUCAAGGACAGACAAGACGGUCAGGCUAAGUUCUCGGGUUCAGACGCGCACCGGGCCUUCAAAAUCAUCGAGGUAGAGCUCAGUUUCGUGUACGACAGGCUAUACACCAAGGCUUCGGUGUCGCCCACAAAGGUCGGUCUGCCUAUCAGGGUCGCCAGCCUUAUUUUAUCACUCGCGGGCAGCCUGUACGCGUCGUUCGCCAUAUGGCGUUCGAGUCAGUACAAGCUGAGGCACAGGUGUGUGACGUACACGCUGCUCGCUGAGGCCGUGCUCACUGACGUCGUCGCACUGGCAGCUCGCCUCUUUAGCGUGUGGUCACUGCUAGAAAGCGAGUGGCUGAUGAAGCGGUGCUGCGGCUGCUGCCUUGGCAGAUUGACGGCUGCAUCUGCUGUAGAUGAGCUCGAGUUAUGGGAUGGUUUCCAGAGGCACUUUGAACGGCGAUCUCUCAUGGAUCAAAUAAGGUCAGGAAGCUUCUGGAAGUACUAUAAGAAGACAAGACACGUUCCAGUAAGUGAGCAACUCAAAAAGUUUAUAUUCGAAGAGAUAAAGGACAAAGAGAGGCUCUUUGUAGGAACAGCCAAGAACGGAGAGACCUUCCCCGACCCCGACUACAGUUACAGGGGCGACAGAGCUCUUGGGAACAAAGAGGUUCAUCUAAGGUGGAGCAUACAGAAGAAAGAGUUUGAUGAGAGCCUACUAAUAUGGCACAUAGCAACAGAUUUGCUCUUCCGCGUAGAAAACUCCCCAGGGCUCGAUCCCGAGACCAGGAAGUUUAUGGACAUGGGAAGCCAGCUGUCAGAUUAUCUCUUCUACAUCAUGGUGGUGCACCCGUUGAUGCUGUCCUCCUCCACUACCCUCGCCACCAAGAGGUGCAAAGACACAAUCGCAGAAGCCAGAAGGCACUUCUUGAAGAAGCAUGCCGCCGCAAGGACAUGGUCAUGGUAUUCCAAGAAAAAAGAAGAUGCAACCUCACCAAACGCUGCAGAUGGCGGCGACAAGGCGGUGACUGAAAAGAACGCCCACGAAUCCCUGCUCAGGGUUGUCCAGGACACGCCGCUGCAGGCGUCGGUGGUGAAGGGGGACAAGAGCAAGUCGGUGCUGUGGGACGGCUGCUUCCUCGCCGAGGAGCUGAAGCGGAUCAUGGGUGACCCCAAGACCAGGUGGGAGGCCAUGUGCAAGGUGUGGGUGGAGAUGCUGUGCUACGCGGCGGUUCACUGUGGAGGGUACCAGCACGCGGAGCGGCUCAAGGAGGGCGGCGAGCUCAUCACCUUCGUCUGCCUGCUCAUGACCCAUCUCGGCAUGGGCAAGCAUUACAGGACCGAGGUCGGGGACGCGUAUCCUUACCUGUCCCGCUAUUCAGCUGCCCACAAGUAA